This is a messenger RNA of Protobothrops mucrosquamatus (brown spotted pit viper), 1068 nucleotides long. RefSeq names its product PAT1 homolog 2 (gene PATL2). The record is from RefSeq and is a predicted model, not a curated record. The transcript is spliced from 9 exons. NCBI's taxonomy places the organism in Eukaryota, Metazoa, Chordata, Lepidosauria, Squamata, Viperidae. Bases 16 to 1068 code for a protein of 350 amino acids. Gene Ontology annotation, biological process: deadenylation-dependent decapping of nuclear-transcribed mRNA; P-body assembly. Gene Ontology annotation, cellular component: P-body. Gene Ontology annotation, molecular function: RNA binding.
CCUUUCUCUGCUCUCAUGAUUCCGUUUGAAAAAGAUUGGGUGAUCAAGGUACAGAUGUUACAGUUGCAGAGUGAAAACCCCCAGCGGGAUGACUAUUAUUACCAGGAAUAUUAUCGCAAGCUGGAGCACAAACAGGCUGAGAAAGGACUCCUGACAGGGAGUAAACCUGAGGUCCCUAAGCUAGUCACCCCAUAUAUCCAAAGAGUGGAGACCUACGAAUCUGUAGUGCGGAUUCCAGGGUCCUUGGGACAGGUAGCCAUGUCCACCUGCUAUAGUCCCCGCAGGGCUAUCGAUGCUGUGUACCAUUUCUCUCUGGAACAGGUGGUAGGGGAUCAGAGGCUACAAGUGCUGUACCAGAUUGAGAAAAUGUACCUUACACUCCUGGAGAUGGAGGACAUUCAGCGGAAACUGGACCAGGCCCCAGAAGAGAUGCAUCCCCAGUUAUACGAGAAACUUGUCCGUGUAGUAGAACGCGUCUACCAAGCACUGAGAAUUGAGGAGCAUUCUGGUGAAGAAGAGGUGAAAGAGGAGUUUCUACAGCUUCUGCUGGUAGGAAAAGGGAAGCGGUUGGUGGCCCGUCUGCUACCACAUCUGUCCCUGGAGAGAGCCAAGAUGACCCUUGUCAAUAUUGUGCAACACCUAGCAGUGCUCAUCAAGAAGGACCUGUUGGAGGAGACCCUCUCUGUCCUCUACACUCCUCUCUGUGACACCAUUGGGCAGUUGACAUUUACAGAGUUGAUGGAUGUCCUCCAGGAACUCACCCAGCUGCAGCCCGAUUCUGUCAAACAGUCCCUCGCUUUGGUCUUCAGCAAUAAGUUUGCCAUCUCGCUGCUGUACCUGCUCUUGAGCCACGGUGAGAGGUGGCUCUCUUCGGAUUCAUCCCCAAAGCCUGAUACUAAAGACUUGGAAAAAUGGGUGGACUUGGUGCUUCUUGUUGCAAGAGAGCUGUCUCAAGUUCCCAAAACUUCCAUGGUGGAACCCCUUCACCUUCCCAGCAACCUUCUCUUCCUCUUCUGUCGCUACGUGGACAAAGACAUUGUGAACCGCUUGGAUGUCCAGAUGGACUGA